This is a messenger RNA of Rosa chinensis, 1115 nucleotides long. Its product is annotated as glycerol-3-phosphate acyltransferase 9. NCBI's taxonomy places the organism in Eukaryota, Viridiplantae, Streptophyta, Magnoliopsida, Rosales, Rosaceae. Gene Ontology annotation, biological process: triglyceride biosynthetic process. Gene Ontology annotation, molecular function: glycerol-3-phosphate O-acyltransferase activity. The transcript has 3 exons. Bases 40 to 306 code for a protein of 88 amino acids. The record is from RefSeq and is a predicted model, not a curated record. Gene Ontology annotation, cellular component: endoplasmic reticulum.
CAUGCUUGGGCUGUUGUCAUGCUGUCCAUCGUACUGUAAAUGGUUUAUAUAAUAUGGUUUUGGUGCAGGCAAUCCUUCACAAUGCAUCUGCUACAGCUUAUGACAUCAUGGGCGGUUGUUUGUGAUGUGUGGUAUUUGGAGUCCGAAAAUAUCAAGUCUGGGGAGACUGCCAUUGAAUUUGCAGAGAGGGUCAGGGACAUAAUUUCUGUUCUAGCAGGACUUAAUAAGGUCCUGUGGGAUGGGUAUCUGAAAUACUCCCGUCCUAGCCCAAAGCACAGAGAGCAAAAACAACAAAGUUUUGCCUAGUCUAUGCUUCGACGCCUAGAGGAGAAGUGAUAUUUGUUUCUUCUUUUUUAGUCUUGGUUCAUUUUUAGCUUGUUGCAUGUACUACACUCCAUACUCUUCAUUAGAGUAACCAGUGUUUGUAGCCUAACAGAAGGUGGUACACUUGGUUCAGGGAUGUAUAACAGUAACUAAUUAACUACCUAAAACUUAUGCUGUUGCACGACUCUUGAGGCCAUGGUUUGUGAAGUAAAAGUGGAUGAGACAUAUUCACCAACCACAGUUGCAACAUCAAACAACUCUGAGAGAAGCUCAAUCAGGACAAGGGGCUCCGGUUCACCCUUGAACUGCAUAUCAAGUUUGGUUCAGCAAAUGAAUAUGGACAAUGAUCAGGAAUUGUCUACAGCCAUGCUUCGGAUUGAGGCACUGGAUGCCGGUUGGCAAAAGGAGGAACUAGAGGCACCCAUUCACUUUUCUUUUAAGCAUUUCAUAUGGCUGCAAUUCUCACUUGAUUCAUUUUCUUUUGGUAUCAUCUAGGACUUGAUAAAUCAGUACUAGGUUAAAAAAUUUGUAGAAUUUCAAAUUACAUGAUGGUGAUUCCACCAGGAGACUGGAACAGUCUGAGAUGCUAGCAUUUCUCUCGCGUCAAUGGUGCACUUGCUAAAUAUUUCAAAUCGGGUGAUGAUCAGAAAUUACAGGCGAGUUGUAACAGUUGAUUGCUGCACGUACAGGUGCAUGAAACACACAUUCUUCAAGUAUCAAGCAGAAGAACUUUCAGAGUCUGGAUAGAGCCCCUUUGUUUGACAACAUUGUAUUGUCUAUAAACAAUGAAG